Messenger RNA from Notothenia coriiceps (black rockcod), 2091 nucleotides. RefSeq names its product E2/E3 hybrid ubiquitin-protein ligase UBE2O-like. Lineage: Eukaryota; Metazoa; Chordata; Actinopteri; Perciformes; Nototheniidae. Bases 1 to 2091 code for a protein of 696 amino acids. Gene Ontology annotation, cellular component: plasma membrane; glutamatergic synapse. Gene Ontology annotation, biological process: signal transduction. Gene Ontology annotation, molecular function: ATP-dependent diacylglycerol kinase activity. The record is from RefSeq and is a predicted model, not a curated record. The transcript is spliced from 15 exons.
AUGGUUAUUGAUCUGAUGUUUAUUGAUCUGUUUCAGGUGGUAGACGGCCACUGGAAGCCCUUCCUGGUGAAGCCGUUCCCCUCUCAACUGAUGAAGCCUCUGUUGGUGUUCGUCAACCCGAAGAGCGGGGGCAACCAGGGAGCGAAGAUCAUCCAGUCCUUCAUGUGGUACCUGAACCCCCGGCAGGUGUUCGAUCUGACCAAGGGGGGUCCCAGAGAGGGAUUGGAGCUUUACGCCAGGGUGCCCAACCUGAGGGUCCUGGCCUGUGGGGGGGACGGCACGGUGGGGUGGAUCUUGUCGGUGUUGGAGGACCUGAAGUUGAGUCCUCAGCCUCCGGUGAGCAUCCUGCCUCUGGGGACCGGAAACGACCUCGCCAGGACGCUCAACUGGGGAGGGGUGAGUUCAACUGGGGAGGGCUCUCUAACGUCAUCGGCCAGCUCCACAGCCUCCUCUCAGAGCGGCGGUCUGGGAGCAAACCGCAAGAAGAGCGUCCCUCUCUCCAUCCGGAACCUGAAGAGGAAGCACAAGAAGAAGAGGACCAAGUUCUCCCGCGAGUUCAAGCCUGGUGACCGGGUUGCAGUGGAAGUUGUAUCAACCAAGACCACGUCUGAUGUGAUGUGGAAGGACGGGCGAUUGGAGAAAAGGAUCAGAUCAAACGAGCUCAUCCCCAUCCAGCACCUCGACAGCCACGAGUUUUGUCCCGGGGACUUCGUAGUCGACAAAAGACCCCAAGCCCUCCAGGACCCGGGGGUGUACGGUGUGAUCCAGUCCGGUGAUCACAAAGGCAGAACAUGUGUCGUCAAGUGGAUCAAACUCAACUCCAGCAGCGACGACGUGGAGGUUUUUGGUAUGGAGGAGGAUGUCAGUGUGUACGACAUCACAGAUCAUCCAGAUUUCCAUUUCCGCACCACAGACAUCGUCAUCAGAAUAUGGAACUCGGAGAACGGAAACAACGACUGUGAGAAUGAGACGUCGGUGGGCCAGGUGUCCCGGGUGGAUGUGAGCAGCAAGGUGGAGGUGGUGUGGGCGGAUAACUCCAUGACCAUCGUCCUGCCACAGCACCUCUACAACGUGGAGUCUGAGAUCGAGGAGACGGAUUACGACUCGGUGGAGGAGACGAGCAGCGUGCUGUCCACUGAGGAGUGGGAGGACGAGAGCGACAGCUGGGAGACGGACAACGGCCUCACCACGGAGGACGACAGCCACAUCCACAACACAGACGCCACCGACACAGUGACCCCCACCCCCACCCCCACCGGAUCCUCAAUGUUCAUCAUCCCCCCUCUAGAGGGAGGCAAAGCUGGGGUCACCAGCCCCUCUAAAGGGGCCACUGGAGAGGAGGGGGAGGCGUCUGUAGCUGCUGCGAGCCCUGCUUCUGCUGGAGGAACCACUCCAGGAGCUGUGAACGGAGCAGAGAAGCCCGGUAAAGAGGGUUCCUCUCGGGGCUUCAGGGAGCUGAAGGAGGCGCUGAAGAUCCUGGAGAGCCUGAAGAACAUGACUGUGGAGCAGCUCUGGACCGGAGGGUCUCCCACCUCCCCGACCUCCGCUGAACCCGCCUCCACCACCAGCGUAGCAAGCUCAGUGACGCCCACCGUACCAGAGAAGCCGACCAAGGAGAAACGUUUCCUGGACGACAUCAAGAAGCUGCAGGAGAACCUGAGGAAGACGCUGGACAACGUCGCCAUCGUGGAGGAGGAGAAGAUGGAGGCUGUGGUGGAGGCAGGGGGCGCUGGAGCAGCGACAGAGGUAGAGCGAGCGGGAGAGGAGAAGCCUCAGCAGGACCCUCAGACCCCGGUGGGAGGAGGGGAGUGGCCCAGCGAAUUUCUCAGUGACACCCCGGUACUGUGCCAGCAGAGCGGAGGGAAGCCCGGCGUCACCUUCACCAGCGCCAGGGGGGAGGUGUUCUCUGUGCUGGAGUGGGCCCCAGACACACAAUCGUUUUAUAAAAUGGAGUUUCAGCCAGCAGAGGCAAAGAAGUUCUUCAGCACAGUGAGGAAGGAAAUGGCUCUGCUCGCAACGUCCCUGCCGGACGGCAUCAUGGUCAAAACAUUUGAAGAUCGCAUGGACCUGAUCUGGGCUCUGAAACUGUAA